Mycotypha africana is the source of this 1234-nucleotide messenger RNA. RefSeq lists its product as uncharacterized. NCBI's taxonomy places the organism in Eukaryota, Fungi, Mucoromycota, Mucoromycetes, Mucorales, Mycotyphaceae. The record is from RefSeq and is a predicted model, not a curated record. The coding region runs from base 32 to 1234 and encodes 400 amino acids. The transcript has 2 exons.
CUGAUUUGACAAAUUUAUAAGCUUUAGCAAUAUGGGAUUUAAUGAAAUAUAUAUACCAUUAUCGUCACUUAUUGCAGAAUAUAAGCUGCUAACAAAUUCGUCAUUAUGGAAUCCUGCCUAUAAAGAAAGUAGCAGCGUGGAACACUUGUCAUGUAAUGAAAGUCUUAAAGAGGGGUUUUGCUUGGAGAACUUCUCAUGGCGCUUAUGGUAUCGACAGCAACGGAAACAUCAGCAACCAAAUUCAUUUUUCUUGGAAGCAACACCAGCAGAGCAAGCAUCCGAAACUACAGUUGCUGCUAGAUCGUCCGGUGCACAUAUUAAUAAAAAUGUGGUGAAAAUCAAGAACAUCUCGGAAGAAUGUCAAUAUGAACAGCAUAAACAGAUCCCAGAAACACGUUCAACGCCUGAUCUAUCGAAAUUAAACCUUAAAUCAAACAAGCAGUCAACAAAUAGUACAGCUGCAAAGGCAAUUUGUGUCUCAUCAACAAAUGACGAUCCUGAUACCAUUGUAUUCAGUAAUACCCUCACUAGCAGCACAUUCACUGCUGCUGCAUUCACUAAUACUUCCUCUAAUGACCAUUUUCUUACGUCACUUUCGCAAUAUUGUCGAAGGAGAAAGAAGUUUUUCUUCAUACCAUCCUUUCCAAAAAGACGAACCAGCAUUGCCGGUAGUAAUACCACCAAUGAAACUGAUAUGACCACAGAGAAAGACUAUCAUGAUAAAAAAGAUUUCAAUGACCAUACCGAUUGUAGUGAUUGUACAGAAAUUGAUGAAGAUGCUGGGACUGAUAAUGAUUCAGUAAUAACCAAAACGGAAUAUACUUGUUAUUAUCAAGAACACCGUUACAUUGAACAAAAACAACCACAGCAACAUGAUAUCAACUUAUCAUACCUCCAACAACAAUUAACCUUUGUGAAAAAAAACCCUUUUAAAAUACAUAAACCAGUAUCAUCCUUGUUGACGAGCAUGCUGUUGACAUCAACUCAGAGACAACAACAACCGCUUUCUGAAGAAGGACAGGAAAAGCGAAACAACACAUCUUACCAUUCCCCGGACAAGCAACAACAUACUUUUGUUACCGAUAAAAGAUCCAUAUACUUGAACGAUGCUCCUGCCGUCGCUAUUAUUGCCGACGAUAAUAACCAUAAUAUUAUUCAUAAUGAUGGCCUUCGCCGUUGUCAAUUUCGCUUUUACAACCGUCUAGAUCAAUUUUUCUUAAAGAGUAAUCAUUGA